Molecule: messenger RNA, 1185 nt
Organism: Fusarium poae
Lineage: Eukaryota; Fungi; Ascomycota; Sordariomycetes; Hypocreales; Nectriaceae
Exons: 4
Coding region: 1-1185 (394 amino acids)
Cellular component (GO): eukaryotic translation initiation factor 3 complex; cytoplasm
Molecular function (GO): translation initiation factor activity
Source: RefSeq, a predicted model, not a curated record
AUGCCUCCUAAGAAGUGGGAUGACGAGGAGAGCGACGACAGUUCCUCCUCCUCCGCCCCUGUCGUUGGUGCCGCUGCCAUUGCUGCUCGCCGCAAGUUCGACGAUGAAGAGGACGACGGAGAUGUCCUAGAUUCUUGGGAUGCCGAUGACUCCGAGGCCGAGCGUGAGAAGGAGCAAAAGGCCGCCGAGGCCAAGAAGAAGGCUGCCGCCGCCGCCGCUGCUGCUAAGAAGCCCAAGGGUCAGCGAAUUGCCGAACAUCAAGCUGAGCGCGCUCAGCAGAAGGCUGAAGCUGAGGAAUCUGAUGGAUACGAGGAGACCGAGAGCGAGAAACGUGAGCGACUCCGACGUACCGAGCAGGAGGCCGACCUCGCACACGCUGCCGACAUGUUUGGGGAUAUUGGAAUCAGUGCUGGCCGUGCCAAGGCUCGUCCCGCUACCGUCGUCACCGACCCCAACGAUCCUACCAAGACCGUUGACAUCUCCAAGAUGCCUCUCUUCCAGCCAAAGACCAAGCUCCAGUUCGAGACCCUCCGUACGAGCAUCGCCCCUCUCAUCGUGGCCAACGCAAAGAGCGCCCACUACUCUCUGUUUCUCCAAGACUUCACCAAGGCCCUUGCUAAGGAAAUGAACAGCGAGCAGAUCAAGAAACUCGCCAGCAGCAUGACUGCCCUAGGCAAUGAAAAGAUGAGGGAGGAGAAGGCUGCCGACAAGGGCGGCAAGAAGUCAAAGGCUGCCAAGACGAAGACUUCCCUCGUCACCGGCCGUGCUAACGUCGCGGAUACUGCCACCUACGACGAUAACGAUGACUUUGGAGAUAACACACGAAGGAGACCUAUCGCCUCUGGGCUCCGACCCGCCGCUUCCAGCCUUGACUUGUACACUCCUGCCCCCGUCCAACUGUUUGCCAACUCGGCAUGCCGUCGACGCAAAGACGAUAACCAAGUCCCGCGGCGUCGCCUCGAAACCCUCUCGGUUACUCGAGCAGGACAGAAACAGGAGUAUGGCGGCGGUGCUCCGCGAGGGAAAGGCAGCAUGCAUGUAACGGUGGUCAAUGCCCAAAAGAUUGAAAAGUAUCAGGGGUCACAUACGGGAAACAUGGUGGCGAAAUGCGCUCAUGGAGGCAACUUUUUAUGCUCUUGGUAUAUUAGAUUUCCGCAGAAGGGCUUAAUGUUAGUAGACAGGUAG